GGCCCGGCGAGCGGUGCCACUGCCCCUCUCCGGCGCGUCCUCGCAGGUCCCCCCACCCCCGCUAGGUCACCGCAAUCUGUCCCAGCCACGAACCGACCCCGGGGGCCGUGAGACCAAGGGUCGGGGCGGCGUGGGGAGGCCAAGGGGCUGCAGAGCUGGUUCCCGGAGGGUGGGGGUCCAGGCAGCCUUGGGGAGGCGGGAGAUCGCAGCCCCGCAAGCUGGAUGGACCGUCCUGGAGUCCUGGCGCUCAGCCGAGUGUGCGGGGCCAGGCUGUGGACCCUCGGGGCCUCCUGCCCAAGCCUUGGCUGCCCACGGGGUCUAGCCCUCACCCUCCCAGCUCCGAUCACUAGGCUGGGGCAUUUCUUGGGGUUCGCACCACCCUAGCCUCGAAGCCAGUAGCAUUGGAAUAAUAGAUUCGGCCAAGUGUGCCCUUCCCCUAUAGGGCGAGGGGAGCAGAGCGUGCGUGGGUCCUCCGCAGCCACCGAUGAUGUCUCUGCAGGGUGGGCUUGGCCGCGGUGCCCCCCCACUCUCGGGAGGAGGGCCCAGCGAUGGAUGCGCUGUGACCGUGCCGCCUCCAUGUGGCUGCUGACGGGCCCAGGGGGGGAGCAGGCAUGGGGCGCGGCCGCGCCUCCCUCCCACCCCUGCUCGCGGACUGCUGGCUAGGCUAUGAGCAGACGUGAGGGGCCAGCCUCCCGCCCGGCUCUGCAGGACGCUGCUUGGCACCCGCGCGUCGCUCCCUCCGCGCCCGGGCCAGGAGCGGCUGUGCGCGGGGCUCCGAGGCCGGGCGGGCGAGCGCAAGCCCCCGGCUUCGCUAUGGGGCACAACAACAGCUGGGUGUCGCCGAACGCCAGCCACCCGCGCAACACGUCGGGUGCCGAGGCUGGCGCCAACCUCAGCGCGCUCGGGGAGCUGAGCGAGGCGCAGCUGUACCGCCAGUUCACAACCACCGUGCAGGUUGUCAUCUUCAUCGGCUCGCUGCUCGGAAACUUCAUGGUGUUAUGGUCAACUUGCCGCACAACCGUGUUCAAAUCUGUCACCAACAGGUUCAUUAAAAACCUGGCCUGCUCUGGGAUUUGUGCCAGCCUGGUGUGUGUGCCCUUCGACAUCAUCCUCAGCACCAGCCCUCACUGCUGCUGGUGGAUCUACACCAUGUUCUUCUGCAAGGUUGUCAAAUUCCUACACAAAGUCUUCUGCUCUGUGACUAUCCUCAGUUUCCCUGCCAUUGCCCUGGACAGGUACUAUUCAGUCCUCUAUCCUCUGGAAAGAAAAAUAUCUGACGCCAAGUCUCGGGAGCUAGUGAUGUACAUCUGGGCUCACGCAGUGGUGGCCAGUGUCCCCGUGUUUGCCGUGACCAACGUCGCCGACAUCUAUGCCAUGUCCACCUGCACGGAAGUCUGGAGCAACUCCUUGGGCCACCUGGUGUACGUUCUGAUCUACAACGUCACCACGGUCAUUGUGCCUGUGGCUGUGGUGUUCCUCUUCCUAAUCCUGAUCCGGAGGGCUCUGAGUGCCAGCCAGAAGAAGAAAGUCAUCAUUGCUGCGCUGAGGACCCCACAGAACACCAUCUCCAUCCCGUAUGCCUCCCAGCGGGAGGCUGAGCUACAUGCCACCCUGCUCUCCAUGGUGACAGUUUUCAUCCUCUGCAGCGUACCCUAUGCCACCCUGGUCGUCUACCAGACCGUGCUCAAUGUACCUAACACUUCCAUCUUCUUGCUUCUCACUGCCAUUUGGCUGCCCAAAGUCUCUCUGUUGGCCAACCCCGUGCUCUUCCUCACUGUGAACAAAUCCGUCCGCAAGUGCUUGGUUGGGACCCUGGUGCAGCUGCACCACCGGUACAGUCGCCGAAACGUGGUCAGUACUGGGAGUGGGGCGGCUGAGGCCAGCCUGGAGCCCAGCAUGCGCUCUGGCAGCCAGCUCCUGGAGAUGUUCCACAUCGGGCAGCAGCAGAUCUUUAAGCCCUCAGAGGACGAGGAAGAGAGUGAGGCCAAGUAUCUUGGCUCAGCUGAUUGCCAGGCCAAGGAGGUACUCACCUCCUGCCCAGAGGGAGAACAGGAGCCGCAGCAGGUACCCUCUGUACCACCUCCAGGCACAGUGGACUCUCCAUCUCAGGUGGCCCCGGUAGCCCCUGUGGAACAUGGGAUAUUCCCCGAUAAAUAUUCUCUGCAGUUUGGCUUUGGGCCUUUCGAGUUGCCCCCUCAGUGGCUCUCUGAGACCCGAAAUAGCAAGAAGAGGCUGCUUCCCCCACUGGGCAAUACCCCAGAAGAGCUGAUCCAGACAAAGGUGCCCAGAGUAGGCAGGGUGGAGCGGAAGAUGAGCAGAAACAAUAAAGUGAGCAUUUUCCCAAAGGUAGACUCCUAGCGAGGAUUGUAAGUGCCUGGAAGCAACAGGGGGCUUAUGUAUUCCUGUUCUUCUGCACUCUGGCUGCAAGCCACUGUGGGGUGACUCCUCCUGUCUGGGCAAAAGGGAAGUUUACAUAAAAUCCCGUGUCCUCUUUAUUGAGGGAGUAUAUAUCCAUCUAUCUUAGUGAUCUGUGUCCUUAGUCAGACCCACUGUGAGCUGGACAGUAUGGAACAGGUCUGAGGGUCCUUCAUAUUUUCUGGGGGGCUCCUCCUUUCCCUGUGCAUAGGAAAGAACCCAAAGGGAGCAGGUACUCAGAGGAGGCCCAAGAUAAUUAUGGGCUGCAAUGGCCACAACGGUGAAGUUGGUUUGGUUUUUUAAAUUUUGUUUUAAUUUUUUUGAGACUGGGUCUCUCUAUGUAGCCCUGGCUGUCCUGGAACUCACUAUACAGACUAAGCUGGCCUCACACUCAGAGAUCCACCUGCUUCUGCUUUCUGAGCGCUGAGAUUAAAAGUCUGUGCCACCAUGCCCAGUGAAGAGCCUAUUUGGGUAACUAAAUAGGAGUAACAAAUAGGAGAAGUUUCUAUACUGAGAAGUCGGAGCCACAGCAUCCAGUGGUGUUCCUUAGUCAGUCAUCUGACCCGUUUUCUAACCCCUUUAUCCAGUUUUCUGGUCAUAAAUGGGGGAUGACUGGUCCCACCUCUACUUACCUUUACAUCCUGUUGGUAUCACUGAGGCCUCCAGCAAAUGUACCCGCUUCCACCAGUUACCAGUAGUGCUGCCUAGAAAACACUGCCAGCCCUUUGCUGGGGGUUCCGCUUUACCCUGUACUUGAUGAACAGCAGGGAGGAAAGCCUUGUAGUGGAGAAGACAGUCUGAGAAAUGCCCACGGCACAGUCUUCUUUUCUCCCACAUGACCUAGAACAAAAGACCAGAGUCGCUGUAGUGGCGUGUAUUGAGUCACUUACAGGAGUGAAGUAACAUAGGCAGAUGUUUGGAAUUAAAAGGUGCUGAAAAAAUUGCAGGUGACAUGUACCGGGUUCUUGGGUGCCGUUGAGGUAAAAAUACUUGAUUAGGACAAGUGAUGCUGCCCCAAGACUUGUUAGUCUGACGCAGAGAACAGGCCAACCCUCCGGUCUCAUUUUCAGUGUGCUGUAUGAUUCUGGUUUCCACACCCUGGUUGAUCGCUUCACUCCCAUUCCCCAGUGGUUUCAGUGUGGACCAUGGUGGGUGGGAGAGAGCGCUCUUCUCCACAGCUCAGUGACCUGGUUCUUGUGUGUGAUCAACAGUGGUGGGAUUGAUCUCCUAGGCCAAGUUCAAACCCAACCCUUCCCCCUUACAGCAAGUGGGCAGCUCUGCUCUUCUUUUUAGGAUAUUUUGCUCUUGUUGAUGAUACUUGGUGGAGCCAGUCUGGUGCCUUGAGUGGAUGGGUGUUCCUCACUGGCAGACUUCUACAUCUCAAAGGCAGUGCUCCUAGCAGCCCCUGUUUUAGCCACGCUGGCCCUUGUCCCCUAGGAGGACGCUCAGUCCACGUGUAAGGCAUCUCCUUUUCUGUUGUGUGAUGUCCUGUGAUUCCUGAGUGUGACCCCAAACACCUUCUCCUCCGAGAGGGACCGCCUUCCUCUCUGUUUGUCACCCCUCAGAGUUGUUCGCUCACAGCAGAAACGGGGGACUGGCACCCCUCUUGAGGCUCUGCUGCCCCCUGGGCCCUGUGUGCAUGCCAUCUUUAGCUCUUGGUCCCGUUACUGUGUUAAUACUGUGGUCCUUCAAGCUCGUAUUUCAAAGCCUUCUUAAUUGUUUCAGCUUUUACUGAGGGGAAAAACAAUCUGUCAGAAAAUUCUGUGUGCCUGAGAAGAACCUGUCAAAUGUUCUCAUGUUGACGUCGUCCUGACACUACGUAUGUACGACUUAAUACAUUCGCAGCCGCACAGUUUGGCUUGCAAUUUCUCACAUGUGUUUAAAAGGGAAGGCUGAUGUCUAAUAGGUUGUCACCAAGUGUGUUUCUAGACUCUGUGAAGAACAACAUUUUAAUAAAAAUUAAAAAGCCUC
Molecule: messenger RNA, 4386 nt
Organism: Peromyscus maniculatus bairdii (prairie deer mouse)
Lineage: Eukaryota; Metazoa; Chordata; Mammalia; Rodentia; Cricetidae
Gene: Gpr176
Product: G protein-coupled receptor 176
Biological process (GO): G protein-coupled receptor signaling pathway
Cellular component (GO): plasma membrane
Molecular function (GO): G protein-coupled receptor activity
Source: RefSeq, a predicted model, not a curated record